UUCAAAUUCUUAAGAAGGUAUACCAGCAGAUACUUUUGGGCCUUUUGACUUUUCCACCACAUGUUUAGUAGAGAAAUCCCCGCUUAUUAUUUUAUUUGAGGUUGCUUCUACAUAAGGGCCCUCAAUCUCAACUUUAUUCAUCAUCAAGGAGUUUUAUUUGGAAUCAUAGCCUCUCAAGUCUUCAACAGAUCCUAGCCUCCUAGCUUUUUGUGUGGUCGCUUGAUCAAGAGUUCAGGAGUAUCAUCAAUGGCAGCUCGAGGUCUUCUCUUGGCUUCAUUUCUUCUUUUCUCUUGCUUUGCAGAGACUUAUGGGAUGAUCUCUUUCUCUUCCCUGCCAAGAACCCUUGUAGUUACUGCCUCGCACAGACAAGGACUUUUGAAAGCUGAUGAAGACAAAAUCACAGUGAUCUGGGGGCUGAACCAGAGUUUCCCAGCUGGUACCGACUCUGCCUACACGACCAUCAAGGUCAAGCUGUGCUACGCGCCGAUUAGCCAGGUCGACCGCGCUUGGAGGAAAACCGUAGACCAUCUCUCCAAGGACAAGACUUGCCAGUUCAAGAUCGUGUCAAGGCCCUACAGCAACACCAACCAAACCUUUCAAUGGACCAUCGAGUGCGACGUGCCUACCGCCACGUACUUCGUACGCGCCUACGCUUUCAACGCUGAGGAUCACGAAGUGGCUUACGGUCAGAACACUGACGCCAAAAAAACUACCAACCUCUUUGAAAUCCAGGCAAUCACUGGACGCCACGUGUCGCUUGAUAUUGCUUCCGUUUGCUUCAGUGCUUUCUCCAUCGUAGCCUUGAUGGGGUUCUUCUUCGCUGAGAAGAGAAAGGGGAGGAAGGCUCAGCAGUAGUGUGAAACAUGCAAAGGAAAUGAGAACCCCCGAGAAAGGAAAACUGUCCACCGUCAAAUGAUAAUAGUGGGUUGCGUGUGUUUCAUUGUUUAGAUUUAUUACUCUCCUUUUAACAGUGUGUGUUAUUAUAUAAGCUUUGAACUUGUAGGCAUUCGGACCUAAAUUUACAGGGUCAUCAUGUUGAUUUCCAUGGUCCAGAUGGGAAGGGUUGUGUUGUAGUGGUAGAGGAAUGGACAAAUAAAAAUUACUAUGGAGAACAUAUAGAUGGUUGUAACUUGUAAUAGUAAAGAGAGUUGGGACUUGUAUCAUCUCCUUGUUAGACAGUGGAAACAUGCAUUUUGUUACUAGUGAUAUUAGAGUUUGAUCAAUUUGUAAUUCCAAGUUGUUGCUAGAACAAUUAUCUUUUUAGUA
Molecule: messenger RNA, 1266 nt
Organism: Theobroma cacao (cacao)
Lineage: Eukaryota; Viridiplantae; Streptophyta; Magnoliopsida; Malvales; Malvaceae
Product: high-affinity nitrate transporter 3.1
Biological process (GO): response to nitrate; nitrate transmembrane transport
Cellular component (GO): plasma membrane
Molecular function (GO): nitrate transmembrane transporter activity
Source: RefSeq, a predicted model, not a curated record